GAUUGAGAAAAGCUGGGGACCGAUGACCGAGUUUAGAGAGGCAAGGGAGAAGCACAAAGCUCAGUGGACCACCUCUGCAGCUGUUCACCAUGUCGCUAGUAUCGAUGCUCCACCCGUCGUCGCUCGCCGUCGACGGCAUCAUCCUCACCGUCUGGAGCAUUACUCCCCUAUCCUGGGUCUACGUGGGCGUGUCGAUUGCGAGGUGUUUUGGGCAUACCGUCCCCCUGGUACCACCGAUCCCGGUUUUCCACUACCCGCUCCUCUUCUGGUCGACUGUCGAGCUCGUCUUCAGCCUCUAUUACCUCUACCUCGCCCGGAGGCUCCAAGCAAAAGGUCCGGCACCUGUGUACGGACGACGGUUCCUGCGCCAGGUGUUUGCGCGUGCUCUCGAGAGUGGCAUGGACGACGUGGAUUACAAUGGCACAGAAAAGGACGAGCAGGGCGUGGCCACAGCGACUGGCGCAACGAGAUCGGAUCACGCUGGAACUCUCCGCCAACGAGGCGGCCAACAAGGGUCAUCGUUGAACCCUUUGGCUACGAAGCGACUCCGAGCCGCCAGCUUACUGCCUCGUUUCGUCGAUCAGGAACCCUUGGACAAGGACGAUCCCCGGGCAAGGGCUUUCGCGGAGGCGCAGGCCAUGUGGUUUCCAGGCUCGUCUGUGGAGGACAUCACCCGACGAGACGCCGAACGCUGGCUCGCGUGGUCCCUCUACGGGGCCGAGCUCGACGAUAUCGAGGCUGAGCGGCAAAGGUCGCCCACCACCACCAAGGAUACCGCAGCAAAGAAUGGCAGCGACAAAGCUCAUCUUACGGUAUCGGCACUUUCAGCUCUUCGAGGCGAGAUCUCGAGCCCUGUGCCACCUCCGCGAGGGUCGUUCGCCAGCCAGGUGUAUGAUAGCGAGGACGAUGAUGAAGAGGAUCUCGAAGGUCCGUUUGACCUGCAGAAGGAGGACAAACGGGGAGUCCGUGCGGCGCCGGGCGAAUGGGAUGCCGAUCCAGUCCGCGGCGACCGUCUCGAGUUCCUUCACUAUUGUCGAGAGCUCAUCGAAGCCAGACAAGGCUUUGCGUUUCCUCUAGAGACAAAGGAUUGGAAGCCGCUGCCAUGUAUGCGUCUCACGAUUGAUCCAGUCGUCAUUGCCUCAAGGCCUCUGGCGCUCUAUCUCAUCACGAACGCCCUCACUUCAUUCACAAUCUGGCAUGCCCAGCGGCAAGGUUUCAAGCUCGAGAAGCUCGGCAGGCUGCGCUACCUCAUCUUCAAACCCGACGGCUGGACUUCUACAAAAGCUGAGAGCGAUCCGCGCUAUCGUCCUAUCGUUUUCCUACACGGCCUCGGCAUCGGCCUUGCACAAUACGGCGCCUUUGUUCGUCACCUCACCCGCACCGGUCUGACAUCAACGCAUCCUCUUUUGAUUCCCUUGUCACCGCACACGUCGCAAGCCAUCUUUGAUCCCGGCCACAUCAAUCCCAUGAUGCAUCAUGAAUCGACGGCCCACCUUCGCCGUGUAUUCAAGAAGCAAGGAUGGAUGCGCUGUGGGGUCACCGUCAUCAGCCAUUCGAUGGGAACCUGUGUCCAUGCGUGGUUGCUCAAGUCGGCUGGCGACUUUGUCAGACGAUCGUGCAUCGUCGACCCGGUCUGCUUUCAGCUCUGGGUUCCCCACAUCAUCUCCAACUUUCUUUACAAGAGGCCUGAUUCGCCCGUCAUGCGAGUCAUUUCCUACUUUGUCGCGCGGGAGCCUGGCACGGCCCACACGCUCCAACGCCACUUUGACUGGUCCUCGUGCCUCUUGUGGCCCCAGGACGAGAUCCCAAAACUCCACGACCCUCACCAUGUGCAGGUCUAUCUCGCAGAGGACGAUGUCAUCGUUGCGGCCAGCGAGACGCGCAGGUAUCUCCGACAAUUUGGCAUGAAAGAGCAGUCCGACGUUGGUCCGGGACAGGGCUACAAUCUGACGUUUGUCAAAGGCGCCGCCCACGGUGAAGUUCUCAUGGCCGGUGGCGCCAUCAUGAAGAACAUCGUGUCUUGGCUCGAUGAGGCUGGCUCGUGAGCGGCUUUUCUCAAAUUUCUCUACAUAUCGGCUUGUGAGGAUUAAUCAAUAGACAGCGAAGCAAAGCAGACAUAGAGCAGCAUGAUCAGAUGGAAUGGAUCGAAAUUGCACAGCAGUUGAGGCAGAUGAACAGAACACCUUUUGAGUUGCAGACCUAGGGGACCGCAGUGAGGCAGAACUCUCUCUCUUCG
Acaromyces ingoldii is the source of this 2236-nucleotide messenger RNA. RefSeq lists its product as hypothetical. NCBI's taxonomy places the organism in Eukaryota, Fungi, Basidiomycota, Exobasidiomycetes, Exobasidiales, Cryptobasidiaceae. The record is from RefSeq and is a predicted model, not a curated record. Bases 90 to 2045 code for a protein of 651 amino acids. The transcript has 6 exons.